This is a messenger RNA of Miniopterus natalensis, 6690 nucleotides long. RefSeq names its product StAR related lipid transfer domain containing 4 (gene STARD4). NCBI's taxonomy places the organism in Eukaryota, Metazoa, Chordata, Mammalia, Chiroptera, Miniopteridae. Gene Ontology annotation, molecular function: cholesterol transfer activity; cholesterol binding. Gene Ontology annotation, biological process: intracellular cholesterol transport; cholesterol import; cholesterol transport involved in cholesterol storage. The record is from RefSeq and is a predicted model, not a curated record. Gene Ontology annotation, cellular component: cytosol; endoplasmic reticulum.
AGUCUUUGUCAACAGCAGCAGCUACUUCAAAAUAUAACAAAGGUGAUCCUGAUGUCUGCAUCCUUUGAAGCAAACACACUUCCAACAAAGAUAGGGGCCUGAUGUGUUCCAGGCAGUGUUCUUGGUGGUGGGGAUGUGGUGGUGAAUGAAAGGGCCCCUGCUGUUAGUUGGGGCUGUGAUGGUCAGAGUAGAAUACAGUAUACCAAUAAAUGAACAAUCAAAUUUCAGAUAGUGAUAAGCACUAUGAAGAAAACAAAAGAAGGCUAUAAUAGUGACUUCAUAGAAGACUAUAUAAGGACGGGGUGCAAACCAGAAAAUUGUUAUUACAGGUUGUUGUUGGUCAUGCUCGGUUUGGGAUCUAGUAAUCCAGGCAGAGAAAUAGCAGAUCCAAAGCCCAAAGUCAGUGACAAGCUUGGCCUAUUUGAGGAACAGGAAGGAAAGCUGGUAGGACACGACCAUUGUAGGUAAAUGGGAUGAGGGGGGUAUGGAUAAGGAAUCUCUUAAUUCCUAUUAAGGGUGACUUCAAGGUUUUGGACUUAGAGCAACUGGCUCAGUUACCCUUUUAAUAGAAAAUUGUUAGGAAAGACUAAGGCAGAUUGAGGGAAGCAAGAGAUGUCCAUUAGGCAUGAAGCUUUAAGUAGGCUUCUGGAUCUGGGACUGAGGAGUGGUGUCUUUCCCUGGGUCUUUCCACAUGCCAUCUUCAGGAUAGCUAGAUUUUUGCAUGCUUGCAUGUUGAUCAAAGGCUCCCAAAGCAACCAUUCUAAAAGAAACCUGCAUUUAAAAAAAUGUAUUUUUAUUGUUGAGGGUAUUACAGAUGCCCCCAUUUUCCCUCUCUUUGCCCCGCUCCUCCUGGCUCUCACCCCACCCCUUGCCUUCACUACAGAAGCUGCAUGGACUGUUCUAACCUAGCUUGGGAACUUGUGCAGUCACAGACUUGAUGGGAAGUGUGUCAAAGAGUUUGCAGCAGUGUUUUAAAACCAUCACAUUACGGAAUCCCUUAUGUUAAGUUUGUUAUCUUCAGGAUUAAUAAUCAUUUCCCUUUAAAAAUAAUGGUGAAUAGUACCUUGUCUUUGGGAUUAUUAAUGAUAUAGUACUUUUCUACUCUAUAUAAUUAAUAUUGUUACCUUAAAAUUAUGAAGCAUCUAUUGAUGCUGUACUUGGUGGUUCUAAAAGUCUUCAUAGUACCUCCUUCCUUACACAGGUACCUAACUGAAUCUUGUAACACUUCAUCAAAAACAAUAUGAUAUUGAAAACAGUGGAGCUCUUAAAAAAUUUGAAAUUGGUUGAAGUUCUGUAGCCCUACCUUUAAUGGAUAUAAGUAAAAAGAGGUUUCCAGUUCUGGUUCUCAUUUGUUUGCUAGAAUAAGUCUAAAUCUGUUGUAUAGUAAAAUAGAAAUUUCCAGUGGCUAAUAUUAAAGGAAUUUUUAAAGAGCUUAUGACUUGUGUAUUAUUUUUGUAUUUUGGAAACAGUUUUUUUUUUUCCCCUUAAGUGAUCUGGAAUUUUAUAAUUUAUUCCUUUUUAUUAGACUCUAUUAGAAAGGGAAAACAGGAUGAGUGAUUUUAAUAACUUAAAAUGUGUGAUUCUUGUCCCUGAAUAUGUGUUACUCACCUUAGGAGCAUUUAGGAAAAAAACCUAUGCCCAUUUCCUACUCUCAAAGAUUCUGACUAGUUGAUUUAGGGUGGGGUUCAGGUAUAGGUAUCUUUUAUAACUCCCCAGGUGAUUCUAUUAUGAAGCUACAUUUAAAACCCACAGCCCUACUGCAUCAAAUUGUGCUGUUUGCUGAUGCUGAUCUUGGUCUCUGUAACAGGGAAAAAAUAAAAAAUGGAAGGCCUGCCUGAUGCUGCUGCUUUUGCAACUAAACUUAAAAACACUCUCAUCCAGUACCAUAGCACUGAAGAUGAUAAGUGGCGUGUUGCAAAGAAAACGAGAGAUGUCACAAUUUGGAGAAAACCUUCAGAAGAAUUUAAUGGAUAUCUUUUCAAAGCCCAAGGUGUUAUAGAUGACAGUGUCAAUGGUAUAAUGGACCAUAUAUGCCCAGGUCCCUGUCGCUUGGAUUGGGACAGCUUAAUGACUUCUUUGGACAUUUUGAAGCAAUUUGAAGAGAAUUGCUGUGUGAUGCGUUACACUACUGCUGGUCAGCUUUGGAAUAUCAUUUCUCCAAGAGAGUUUGUAGAUUUCUCCUACACUGUGGACUAUAAAGAAGGGCUUUUAUCCUGUGGGGUAAGUCUUGACUGGAGUGAAAAGAGAGCAGACUUUGUUCGUGGAUAUAACCAUCCCUGCGGUUGGUUUUGUGUCCCACUUAAAGACAAUGCCAACCAGAGUCUUUUGACAGGCUAUAUUCAGACGGACCUGCGUGGGAUGAUUCCUCAGUCUGCAGUGGAUACAGCCAUGGCAAGCACUUUAAUCAACUUCUAUGGUGAUUUACGAAAAGCCUUACAGAAGGCAUAAUACAUUCAAACUUGUAGUACUGUGGUCCUCUGAAUCAACUCCUCCUCUUAGCUCCAUGGCCUGUAAAAAUCAUCACCCUUUCCUCUCUUUAUAGCCUGUAGAAAUUUGAGAUAUUUUGGGGUUAUUCUGUUCCUAAAGUAAAUAGCUGUCUAAGAGAGGGCAUUGUAGUUUCCUGAAAUAAUUAUUUGCACAUUGUUUGGUAUGGUAGUGUGUCUAGGAAUGGAGAGUAUGACAGAAAUCCCUCAGGAAGUAGAUAACAGUUCUUUGAGCCAAACUCUUAAGAAAAUGAAUAGUGCCUCAGUAUGGAUUUCUUGGCUGCUUGGAAGUUAGAGCACAAGCUUCAUGCUCUUAGGUUAAAAUCAUCUAUUUUAGAGCUUUAUGAAAAUUUUGUAAAAGUUUUGAUUUUUUUUUUUUUUGAUGUUAAAUAUUAGUACUUUACUUUUGCUAUGCUCUGUGAGUUUGCCAGUCUCUCUCUAAUCUUAUAGACAUUAACUUCAUUAUGAAUUGACUUGCACUUUAAGUAUUGAAAAGAUCAGAAAUAGGAAAAGGAUCAAUAUGAUAGUAAGUAUAGGUUCAAAUCAAAUGCAAUUCAAUUUUGAUACCUAGAUAGCAUUAUUUUGUGGAUAUCUUUAAAAAUAUAAUUGUAUCUUUAUGUGCAUUUAUUUUGGUAAUCUGAAAACAUUUAUGCAUGAAUAAAACAGUACAAAAACUGCCAACUGUGUGCUGGGGGCACCACAUUGAUUGGCCAGUAGUCCGAGUUGUGUAAAGUGGCUGGUGGUACCUGUAUUUAGCAACAAAAAAUCAUCUCUCCAGAAGGUCAAAUGCAAUGAAUGUUCUAUACAUGUUUCAGUUUUAAAAGUAUCACUCAACUCAUAAAGUAUUACUAAUUACUUCAUAAACAUUCACAAUUGUGAUGUAACUUUUGUCUGGAACUAUAACAAAUGCAUUCAGAGAUUUAUUCAAAUGCUAGAUGAGUCAUUUUGUAACUACAGUGGACUAUAAUAGGUCCCCUGAUUCUGCGGCUGCCUUAUGGGAACAUUCCUACACGAUUUUAACAUUCCAGGUGACUCUUUAACAUUCCAGAUGGCUCUUUAACAUUCCAGAUGAAUUUGGUGUUUAAACUGUUUACCUGGUUUACUUUUAAAAUGAGAACCUGAGGUAACUCAAUGUGUCCAGGCAAAGUUUUGUAUGCAUCUGUUUCUGUUCACGUACACGUUUGGAAAUCUGGUUCAUUGUUCAAUGUGAGUUCUUUCUGUGUUAUUUCUACUAUUUCAUUUUUUUUCCUUUUCUUUUCUUGGUUAAUAUGGGGUAAAGUGAGCUCUGGAAAUGCAUGUCAGAUAGGCCACAAAAAGCACAAGAGCAUAUAGUGGUUCAAGUGCAUGAAGAUUUGAUCUGUGUUUUACUUUGUUGUGUUUUCCCAAGAGAACAUAAGUCAUAGUUCCUCAGACACAUUUUGAUAAAGUGGAAAAAGUUGAGCUGGUUUUCAUCUUUAUUUUUGUAUUUUUGCUGUUAGCAAUGAUGUUCAAGAUAAAUAAAAGGUUGCAGCACUACAGUAUCCAUGGUGAAUAAUCUCACAGUUUUUAGAUUGAAAGUAAUUUGUUUCAAGAUUUGACAGAAAUAAUGCAUAAGUGAUCCUAUUUCCCCAACUUGAAAUUUAUUAAUGUUUUUUCUAAACUGACUGUAACUUUGAGUUGCUGGGUUUUUUCUUCUACUUUUUUUCUUCUUGUAAUAGGAAAAAACUCAGCAGUUUAGUUUUCAGUUUCCCAUGGAAAUUGUUAAAUGUUAAUUUUGACUAUGUAUUUUUUUUUAUUUGGUUUUAUUAGUGUAGAGUAGGGAGUUUAUGUUCCAGAUUCUAAGAUGGUGAAAUACUAACUGAUACUCAAUUACCAGGUACCCAGAUUGGGUAAAGGGUUUGCAACAAUACUGUGCGUAAGGGCUACAAUUGCCUGACCUGGGUGCACCUACAUGCAGAUGAACUGGCCAUGCUCAGUUCCUUUAAUGUUCCCUUUGUCCUAUUCAACUUAUACCUCCAGUUAGUGAUUACACAAUCCACUGUUUACUGUGGGCCCACUGCAGAUAGAAAGAUACUCAUGGGAAAAUUUUCAUUGUAAUAUUGAGUUAUAUGGGUUGAAAAAUUGUAUUUGAAUUACCUGAAGUUUAUAUGCAGUUUCUAAAUGGCAUUUUAGAUCUGCUGGGCUCUAGCUGUGUACUUAAAAACAAACAGCUUUACUGAGGUAUAAUUUACAUGCUAUGCAAUUUACCAGUUGUAGGUAUACAGUCCAGUGAUUGUUUAAUACAUUUAUAGUUGUGUAGCCAUCACCACAGCCCAGUUUUAGAACAUUUUCAUCUCCCCAAAAGACUCCUUUGCCUGUCUGCAGACUCAUACCUAACCAAAGUGUAGCACAGUUGUCGGUAUACAGAAGGUGAUGAAAGAGAGUAGAGUAGGGUUUUUCUGUUUGUUUUUAAGAGUAGAACUGUAUUUUAAUCUAAGCUCAGGAACCUUGUGUUAAUGUAUUAAAAUGUAUCUCAAGUACCAUAAUGAUACAAAAAUUUAAUAUGUGAGUUGGAACUAAUGAGUCUGCUGUUUCUAUAGCAGUGCUGUAGAAUAGAAAAAUAAUAUGAAACCAUAUGUCCUUUUGUUUUCCAGCAGCAACAUUAAAAUAAAAAUAAACAGCUGGAGUUUAAUUUUAAUAAUAGAGCUCAUUUAAUAGACCCAAAAUGUUACCAUUUCAACAUGUAAUCAAUAUUAGAAAUCACUAAGAUAUUUUCUAAUCUUUUAUGCUAAUUCUUUGAAAUCUGGUAUGUGCUUUACUAAUUUGAACUAGCCACAUUUUAAGUGCUCAUUACCCACAUGAGGCCAGUGGCCUGUACUGAAUAGCACAGUUCUGUAGUCUAUGUAUUAAUUUGUCAUUCUGUAAUAUGAAGUAGAGAAUUUCAUGGAAUUACUCUUAAAUACAAAAUCUUUGAUUUUCGGAGCCUUCAGCACUUGCUAAAUGGGGAAUUCUGAACAUUAGAAAUGAAUCACUUAGUAGUUGUCAAUAAAACAAAAAUUGUAGCUUCCGAAAAUUUCCUUUAAAGAUUACUUUUCAUAAGGCAGGUAAUGAAAGAAUAUAAUCUGCAUUGUUGUUAUGUAGUUGAUUGUUUUCUCUAGCUUAUAGCUAGUUUGUAUUAGAAACAUGGAUGCAGGAAGACUACUUGGCAUAGUACUGUUUUCAGUACAUGGUACCUGUUUUUUUAAGGAAAUUAAUUUCAUACAAGAAAAAAUAAUUGAUCAUAAAUGAUACUUUUGCAUGAAAUAUUAGUUCUCUUGAUAACUCUUUAUCAACUCUUAAAGUUUGACACAAUAAACAGCAAAAAUAAUUAUGAGAAUUUAGUGUUCUGCAGUUAUGUAUAAUAGAAACUUCUAGAGUACUAAAGAGAUUGUAAAUGUUAAAAAUCUCAUUUCACUGUUCAUUGAAGUUGAAUAUAUUUGAAAUUAUAGAUUUUUAUGUCUGAUAUCAUCUCCCAGUAAUAAAAAAAAAAAGCUUUUGGGUAUGAGUUAUUCCCUUUGAUAUAAAGUUUUACCUGUUUACUCAAGAACACACUAGCAUCCUUAAAGUAUGUUGUUAAAGUCCAGUGUCUUUUAAUUUAGUGGGUGCUGUAGCUAUCCCAACCCUCUGGAUAACUGAACAGAACCCAGGGAAGGUUAGGGAAUUGACCAGACUUCCAUUAGAACUUGUGCUGUAUAAUUGUCUGACAUAUCUCCCCUGCCUUUCUUAUUCAGCUUCUAAAGGUAGGGGGUGAUGGAGUCUGAGCAUAGAAGAAAAAUUAAAUUAAUCUCAGAGAACAGGAAAUUGGAAUUAUAAUUUCCUCAUUACUUUGUUGUUUCUAAAGAUUUUUACAUGUAUAAUUAAAUAAAAAUUCAUCUCUUGCAGUCCAGAUAGAGCUAUACUAUAUAUUUUAAGACAUUUAUAUUCUUUAUGAGCCAAUCUGUAAAACUAGAACCUUUAUUGUACUAAGAGCAUAUGUUAAUAUAAAUAAAAUGUGUAUAUAUUUUUAAAUUGCUAUGAAAUAUUUCAGAAUAAAAUUUCUAGACUCUUGUAAUUUAUUUACCAUUGAUACUGUCUGUAUAAGUUGCUUUAAUCUUAAGUACUGACAAGUAGUUUCAUAUAUCUGAACUUAAAGUAUGGAAUUUAACUUCCUGAACUCUUCUAAAAGUAUACAUAUAAACUGGAAAAUAAAGAUUAGUAACACAUAUGCUAA